AUUUAUUUAUUGACAUUAAUUAAAGUUUAUUAACUAAUAAUAACUAAAUUUAAUUAAUAAAUAAUAGCAAUAAUUAACGGUUUAAUAAAAUAUAUACUUGUGUUUAAAUUUACAGUAUAUUUGGUCUAAAAACUCACUUUUUGUUUACCACUAAUUUUUUUUAAAUUACCAGUAAUUUGUUUGUGUAAUAGUAAUAGUUAUUAUUAGUUAAUAAUAAUUAAAUACAGUGUUUUAAUAAAGCGAUGAAUUCAUUGAAAUUAAGCAAAAGUUUACAACAAAUAUAUCGACGAAAUAAUUGGCAAAAUGUCAACACUUUUCAGACGUUUAUCCGAAAUCAGUCCAAUGCGGCGAAAGUGGCCGCCGAUGGCGACCCUAAGGCCAAACGCGAGCGCCGGGCGGCUGAGACCACCCAAUCAUUUGUGAUGAACCUGUUCUGCGGCGAAGGCAAAGUGAUCCAACAGUUCCCAUACCCGCAAGUGCUCGACGCCGAAGAGAUCCAAAUGGUAGAGAUGGUGACGGAGCCCAUGACUAAGUCGUGGAAACCGGAGGACGCCCUGAGGUUUGAGGAGAAUCACGCGUACGACGAGAAACUGUGGACAAUGUUGAAGGAGAUGGGCUCGUUUGGCAUACAAGUGCCCCCAGAGUACGGCGGCAUCGGUUUCAAUAACACACAAUACGGCCGUUUGGGCGAAAUCAUGGGUCGCUAUGACCUCAGUUUGGGUGUCGCGUUGGGCGCCCACCAGUCCAUCGGGUUUAAGGGUAUACUACUGUACGGCACCGACGCCCAGAAGAAGAAAUGGUUGCCAGACUUGGCCGCCGGCAAAAAGAUUGCCUGUUUUUGUUUAACGGAGCCGUCGGCCGGUUCGGACGCGAGUGGUAUCCAAACAAAGGCCGUCCUUUCAGCCGACGGCAAACACUUUGUAAUGAACGGCUCGAAGAUCUGGAUCUCGAACGGAGGCAUUGCCGACAUAUUCACAGUAUUCGCCAAAACACCCGCAGCGGACGGCGGCAAAGACAAAGUGACAGCGUUUGUGGUCGAGAGGGGUACGGGCCUGACCUCAGGGCCGCCCAACAAGAAGAUGGGUAUAAUGGCCUCAAACACUACCGAAGUAUUCUUCGACAAUGUGAUGAUUCCCGUGGAGAACGUGUUGGGACAGGUGGGCGGCGGCUUUAAAGUGGCCAUGAAUAUACUGAACAAUGGCCGGUUCGGUAUGGCCGGCGCACUCGCAGGUUCAAUGCGGACGUGUAUAGAGAAGGCCACAGAACACGCCAACACCCGAACCCAAUUCGGUCAAAAGUUGUCCACUUUUGGUGAUAUUCAGGAGAAGAUCGCGCGCAUGACUCUUAAGCAUUACGUCACCGAAUCCAUGGCUUAUAUGCUCAGGUAUUUACACAUACCAUUCCCUUCUCUCAUAAUAGAAGCCUAA
Messenger RNA from Medioppia subpectinata, 1427 nucleotides. The record is from the annotation of a GenBank genome assembly. NCBI's taxonomy places the organism in Eukaryota, Metazoa, Arthropoda, Arachnida, Sarcoptiformes, Oppiidae.